UUAGUUAAAUGGCAUGUAUAAAUUCAGCCACCACGAGUCUUCUCUCUCUCUCCGUGCCAAGCCCCAAACUUCACAGCUUCAUUGGAGUCUGAGAAGAAGCCUGAAAUCUCUCUAACAGAGCAAAAUGGGUAUCUCUCGUGAUUCUAUGCACAAGAGACGUGCCACUGGAGGCAAAAAGAAGGCUUGGAGGAAGAAGAGAAAGUAUGAGCUUGGGAGGCAACCUGCUAACACCAAGCUGUCAAGCAACAAGACAGUUAGGAGGGUUAGGGUUAGAGGUGGAAACGUCAAGUGGCGAGCCCUGAGGCUCGAUACAGGAAACUACUCAUGGGGUAGUGAGGCUGUGACCCGUAAAACUAGAAUUCUAGAUGUGGUGUAUAAUGCCUCUAACAAUGAGUUGGUCCGUACUCAAACUCUGGUGAAGAGUGCCAUUGUUCAGGUUGAUGCUGCUCCAUUCAAGCAGUGGUAUCUCCAGCAUUACGAUGUUGACAUUGGUCGCAAGAAGAAGGCUGCAGCUUCAGCCAAGAAAGAAGCUGAGGAAGGUGAGGCUCCCACUACUACUGAAGAGGCAAAGAAGAGUAACCAUGUUGUAAGAAAGCUGGAGAAGCGACAAAAGGACCGCAAGCUUGACCCACAUAUUGAAGAGCAAUUUGGUGGUGGUCGUUUGUUAGCUUGCAUCUCAUCACGACCUGGUCAGUGUGGUCGUGCUGAUGGAUACAUCUUGGAGGGCAAGGAGCUGGAGUUCUACAUGAAGAAAUUACAGAGGAAGAAGGGCAAGGGAGCUGGUGCUGCUUAAAAUUUUGAUUGCUGAACUCCACAUCUUCCAGAUCAAUUUUUCUAGUUCCACCUUUGUGUUUUCUCUUUUUAGAUCAACAUUGAACUUGAGAUGAUAUGAGUUAUUAAACCUGUUUUGAAACCUUGUUAUUGUUUAAUAUUUAAUUUUGGAUGCUCCAACCAGGUUUUCCUAGAAUUAAUGGUACCUGAGUUUUUGUCCUUAAA
Molecule: messenger RNA, 996 nt
Organism: Mangifera indica (mango)
Lineage: Eukaryota; Viridiplantae; Streptophyta; Magnoliopsida; Sapindales; Anacardiaceae
Product: 40S ribosomal protein S8
Exons: 5
Coding region: 125-793 (222 amino acids)
Biological process (GO): maturation of SSU-rRNA from tricistronic rRNA transcript (SSU-rRNA, 5.8S rRNA, LSU-rRNA); translation
Cellular component (GO): ribosome; cytosolic small ribosomal subunit
Molecular function (GO): structural constituent of ribosome
Source: RefSeq, a predicted model, not a curated record